GCCAAUAGUGGAUGGCUUCCCAUGUCGAUGACAAAACAAAACCCUUGACUUUCAACUUCUUCAGUAGCGUACAGCUGGCCUUUUAUUUUUUAAACCAUAUCCUUACUCGUUCCAUCCCCACCAUCAGAUCAAUCAGGUUCUCCUCGAGUUCCCAUUUUUGUAUUACUCUCUUGCAGUAAGUAAUACACGCUGCUGCAAUGUAUGGCAGCCGACACGUCUAAACAGAAAGCAUAAUUCUUUCACAGUUCACACACCAUUCCCACUACAACAACUUAAUAAACUAUAUGCGUUAUGGAAAUUCAGCCAUGUGCCUAGCAGGGUCCAUACUCGAUUAAGGAAGAAAGUAUUAUCAAAGAAAGAAACUUUACUGUUACCUCUCAGCACUCUUCUGGUAUGGAUUGCAGAAAACCCUUCGACCUGCACCUACUGCUCCUUCUCCUUCUCCUUCUCUUUGUCUAUUCCUCAAACUCCAUCUUCAAAUUCACUUCCUGCAAUGGACAACAAGUAACAGUCGGAGGAUGCUUAAGACAAGAGAGAACAGCGCUUUUAGCUUUCACGCAGGGUCUCGUCGAUCCUUCGGCCCGCCUGUCUUCUUGGGGUGGAAACAAUUGCUGCAGUUGGCGAGGCAUUGAGUGCGACAACAAGACUGGGAAUGUAAUGAAGCUUGAUCUCCGCAACUCGUUCCCCAUCAACCUCGAACCAUACUCAAUGACCACAGAGCAACUGGACGCCUACAAACUGUCAUGCCUCGGAGGUCAGUUGAAUUCCUCUUUGCUUCAACUGGAUCACUUGACUCACCUGGACUUGAGCUUGAACGACUUCGAAGGACUCCAAAUCCCGGAGUUCUUGGGCGAGUUCAAGCACCUGAGGUAUCUCAACCUCUCGUAUGCAUCAUUUGCUGGACUGGUCCCUCCCCAUCUCGGCAAUUUGUCAACCUUGCAUUACCUGGACAUCUACGCCGAUUCAUUCAGCGCAGGUGGCCGUCAGGGGAUGGAGAUAGAGAACCCAUCUUGGCUCUCUGGUCUCUCCUCUUUGAAACACCUCAAUCUCGGUUUUGUAACCAUUCAUAGCACUGAUGCGAAGUGGCUGCACGCUGUCAAUAUGAUUCCUUCUCUGCUGGAGUUGUACUGCCAUGGCUGUGAGCUUCAAGAUAUGGCAGUCACGUUGCCAUUUGUCAAUUUCAGUUCGCUUUCAGUCCUCGAUCUGUCGCAAAAUUUAUUUAACUCUUCGUUUCCGGAGUGGCUGUCUACUCUUACUAGCUUAACUAGACUAGAUCUCAGCACCAAUUCUUUCAGUGGUUCCAUCGCUGUUGACUUUGGGAAGUUUGAAUCUCUGGAGGACCUCCAUUUGUCAUUGAACAACUUCAGCGCUCCUGUGCCAGUCACGUUGGGAAACCUCUGCUACUUGAGGAAGUUGGGACUUGCAUCAGGCAGAUUCAGUGGGGACAUUUCGGGGUUGCUGAAUUCCUUUACUGGGUGUCAGACUGUGAGCUUGGAAAUGCUUAAUCUGAACUCGAACGACUUAGUGGGAGAAUUGCCCGAUUCAAUUGGACUUUUCAAGAAUCUGAAACAUCUGGACCUUGCUUACAACUCUCUCUGGGGUUCUAUUCCAGCAUCCAUUGGCAACUUAUCAGCAUUGGAAGUUCUGUACCUGCACUCGAACAAGAUGAACGGCAGCAUCCCUGAAAGUUUUGGCCGACUUUCUGAGCUAAGAGAUUUGAAUCUCAUUGCAAAUUCAUGGCAAGGAGUCAUAACAGAAGCUCACCUGAUGAAGCUCACCAGAUUGGAAAGCUUGAUGCUUUCAUCCAGCUCCCUGGUGUUCAAGGUGGAUCCCCAGUGGAUCCCUCCUUUCAGGCUCGACUAUCUUCAACUCGAGGAUUGUACUGUGGGCCCUCCAUUUUCCACUUGGCUUCAAGUUCAGAAUCGUCUGACGCAGGUGAAACUCCAAAAUGUCGGCAUUUCUGACACCAUACCAAAGGAAUGGUUUUCUGAGUUGUCAGCUGAAAUCCUCGUCAUGGACCUGUCAGAGAAUCAGAUCAGGGGCGAGCUUCCUGAAGAACUGGUUUCUCCCAAAUUAGAAAUGCUAGAUCUUUCCUCCAAUCGCUUUGAAGGAUUUCUCCCACGCUGGUCUACCAAUGCAACUCAGUUUUACAUCCAUGAGAACUCACUCUCAGGUCCAAUACCUCGGGACGUUGGCACGCUGAUGCCAAGAUUGCGAAACCUUCACCUCUCAGACAACACUCUAAACGGCACAAUUCCACUAUCCAUAUGCAAGAUGGCAGACUUGCAAGUUCUUUCUCUCCGGAACAAUUACCUUUCAGGAGAGCUACCUGACUGCUGGAGGGAUUUGUCAACGUCAUCCUUGUGGGUCGUUGAUGUUUCAAACAAUAGCAUAUCAGGUGAGAUUCCUAGCUCGAUGGGACUGCUGAGAUCGCUUGGAAUGCUGCUAUUGAGCGAAAACAAUCUGGUCGGAGAAAUCCCAUCUUCAUUGCAGAACUGCUCGGCAUUGACCAGCAUCGACCUUGGAGAAAACCAGCUCUCAGGGGAAAUACCUUCAUGGUUGGGAGAAAAUUUAUCCGCCACUUUUGUGCUCCGUCUUCGAUCUAACCAGUUCCACGGGCAGAUCCCAGAAGCACUCUGCAAUCUCCCGCUGCUUCAUUUCUUGGACCUGUCCCACAACAAUCUUUCGGGUGGGAUCCCCAAGUGCCUGGACAACUUGACCGCCAUUGUCUACGGAAACAGCAGCGAGUUGUAUUAUCGGGACUUCCAGUUCCGUAUGGCCUACUUCAAGGAGGAAACCAAGGUGGUGACCAAAGGGAGAGCAUACGAUUACAACCGGAAUCUAGCUCUGUUGAAUGUCAUUGAUUUCUCGGAGAACAACUUGAGUGGCCCAAUCCCCGAAGAGAUGACAAAGCUUCUGUCGCUUAGGGUGCUGAACUUGUCGAGCAACCAUAUCAGUGGAGCCAUUCCAGAGAAAAUAGGAGACCUGAAAGUCCUGGAAACGUUAGACUUGUCUCAUAACCAGCUCUCCGGGGAGAUCCCAGCAACCUUGUCGUCCUUAACAUUUUUGACGCAUUUGAUAGUCUCAUAUAACAACUUUUCAGGGAAGAUUCCAGCAGGAAGACAGCUCCAAACAUUUGAUGCAUCUUCCUACCAGGGUAACCCCUUCCUCUGUGGAUUUCCUUCCCGAGUUAAAUGUCCAACAGAAAGUAUAACAACAACAGCACCACCAACAACUGGAACAGAACCAGAGGACGAAGAAGACGAAAUCUUUGAAUUGGGUACUGGACUGUAUGUUAGUAUAGUACUAGGGUUCGGAUUCGGGUUCUUGGGACUCUCUGUAACUCUACUGAGAAAAGUGUUCAGGAAAAAAGACAACGAAUGGUGAACUUUUUUGGAUAGCUUACUUGUGAUAUGUACCAAUAAAAGGCUUAACAUUUCAAUAACAUUUCCUCAAAGCU
Molecule: messenger RNA, 3460 nt
Organism: Linum trigynum
Lineage: Eukaryota; Viridiplantae; Streptophyta; Magnoliopsida; Malpighiales; Linaceae
Source: the annotation of a GenBank genome assembly